AUGGGUGCCGAAAAUUCACGACGGCAUCAUCAUCAACAAGAGACAGUAUCAGACAAUUUUUUAUCAUCAGUACAAAAUACUAAUUUAACACAACAUAAAAAACAUCGACGAAUGGAUCGAUUGAGACGAACAUUAAGUUUUCGUAAUAGAAAAAAAGAGAAUAUAUCCAAUAAUAAUAAUUUAAAUAUAUCAACAAAUAAAAACGGUACAAAUCAUAAUAUAACAAGUGAAAAUAAACCAUUACAAUGGCAAGUUGAUGAAAAAUCUGUACGCAUGGGUACUUGCAGUUUUCAUGUUAAGUAUCUUGGAAGCGUUGAAGUACAAGAAUCUCGUGGUAUGUAUGUAUGUGAACAAGCUAUUCAAGCUUUAUUAAAUCAAAAAGUUAAACACAUAAAAGCUGUAUUGCAUGUAUCAGGUGAUGCACUUCGUGUUGGUCUUAUUGUUGAUCAAACAAUUGAAAAAGUAUCAUUUUGUGCACCAGAUCGUCAUCAUGGAAAAGGUUUUGCUUAUAUAUGUCGAGAUGGUACUACACGUCGAUGGCUUUGUCAUUGUUUUCUUGCUACUAAAGAAACAGGUGAACGUUUAAGUCAUGCUGUUGGUUGUGCUUUUCAAAUAUGUCUUGAACGUAAACAAAAACGUGAUAGUGAAUGUGGUGUUACUGUUGAAUAUACACAAAAUGGUGCAUCAUUUACACGAUUUGGUUCAUUUCGUACAACAUCAAUUGCUGAACGUAUUAUUGAUCCACAAAGUGCUAUUGUUGUUGAACCAAUCAUAUCUACAUUAACAGUAACAUCAUCGAAUUCAUCUAAUCAGAAACAUAAUGCUAUUGAACGACCUCGACCAAAAGGAAAUAGUUCCGAUGCACUUAUUCGUAGUGCUUCAUUGCGCUUAGAUAACCUUAAUCAAACAACAAUCAAUUCAUUCAAACGACAAAAUUCAUUGAGACCUAAUGAUUUACCGUCCAUACAAGAAGCAAAAUCUAAAGAUAAAUUAACAAAUACAAUUCCAGAAGAAAUUGAAUCUACAUCAAUGAUUAAUGAUUUUUCCAAGUUAUCAUUAUUUGAUUCAACAAAUACUUAUAAUUAUAAUCAUUUUUCUCUUCCAACAACAAAAUCUUCAAACAUUCCAUUAUCGUCAAAUACUUGGCUAACAAAUCCACAAACUAUCAUUCCUGAACAAACUCAAUAUAUAAAUACAACAACAUCAAUAAAUGAUAUAUUCGAUUCAAAUUUAACUGCUCUUGUUCAAAGUAAUCACCCAAUUAAUCCAUUUUCUCCAUAUGGUUAUUCCAUGGCAGCUCAAGCUCAAUCAUCGAAUAUAAAUCAUCAACAAUUACCUAUAUUCACAUCAAAACGUGGCUCAAAUCCAUUUGAUGACGAUCUUAUACGACGAUAA
Messenger RNA from Rotaria sp. Silwood1, 1395 nucleotides. NCBI's taxonomy places the organism in Eukaryota, Metazoa, Rotifera, Eurotatoria, Philodinida, Philodinidae. The record is from the annotation of a GenBank genome assembly.